AUGACGGCCCUAGCCAGUCGAGUUUUAAGCUCGUCGUACUUCAGAACUGCUUGUAGGGCUGCCCACACAGUGGCGGCGCCAUCUUCAACGUCAACCGCACUCGAACUCAUUCGUUCUCAGCCUUCCCAAUACGUUGUUGCCUCCGUUGUCGGUACCAAGUACCUCUUGUCCCCACGAGACGUUCUCACUAUUCCCCGGCUACGCGAUGUUAAUGUCGGUGACGUCCUGGCAUUAGAUGAAAUCCAUGAAAUUGGCUCCCGAGAAUACACGCUGCGCGGUAACCCUACCAUACCUGCCAGCUGUAUAAAAAUAGAGGCUACGGUGGUAGAACAUACAAAAGGAAAGAUGGAGUUCAUCUUCAAGAAAAAGCGGAGAAAAGGCUACCAAAAGACGAAGAAACACAAGCAGACGUAUACGCGUCUUAGGAUUGGCGACAUUCACAUACCGGCUGUGACAGAUGCAAUACAAUCAUAA
This is a messenger RNA of Guyanagaster necrorhizus, 474 nucleotides long. RefSeq lists its product as uncharacterized. The transcript is spliced from 2 exons. The record is from RefSeq and is a predicted model, not a curated record. Bases 1 to 474 code for a protein of 157 amino acids. Gene Ontology annotation, biological process: translation. Lineage: Eukaryota; Fungi; Basidiomycota; Agaricomycetes; Agaricales; Physalacriaceae. Gene Ontology annotation, cellular component: mitochondrial large ribosomal subunit; ribosome. Gene Ontology annotation, molecular function: structural constituent of ribosome; RNA binding.